CAAUCUUUUAUAUAAGCUUGCAGCGUCUAAAAAACACGCAAUCAUCUUUCCCGUUAUAGACAACGCUCGAACACCUUUCCUUACGGUACAAUCCGGAUCCAUCUGCGAAAUAAUGGAAGAUAUCUUAUAUUGACCCCGAGCCAUUAUACCCGCAGCAGUCUCAAUCUGAUAUUCGCAACGUAAACAUUAUUUUAACGAGAUGCAGUUCCUUGGGGCGACUAUUUUAGUUUUUUUCGUAACUUGGGUUCAUUCGUCGCCUGUGCCUCAUCACAAAUACUCGAAAAACGAUCACGAAAAGGUAUACUAUGACCAGAAGCAAGAGGGUGAACUAAACGUACGCGCCGACCUCAAGAAUUUCGUUAUCCUUGUAAUCCCGACUGCUAAACAACAAGCUUCCGCGGAAGAACCCAGCAACCUGUUGGAUUUUCUAAUGAAAGCACAGCAACAUAAUCAAAACAAACGACAUCCCAGCACCGCGCCUGUAAAACACGAUACGCACGAAAUUGGGAGAGAAACAAUGACAUUUCUGGAAGCCAAGACAGCCCCCUAUCAUGUGGACAUUAGCAAAUCAGACAGCCACUUGAUGAACGACGAAAUCAAAGCGACUCAGAGUCCACCAGCCACGUUGCCCAAAUCCAAACGCGAGAAAGACGGUAACUCGUCGAAAAACAGAGCGAAACGAUUUACGGAAGCUUUGAUAUUAACCGUACCCGAGGAAGAUUUUGUCUUGUCGAAAACGGAUGACGUGCAAAACGAAUUAAUAACGAAUGAACAAAGUAAUGAUGCUGAGAACGGCAAAGGAGAAAUGACGCUUCUUGGUGCAUUGGAGCAAUGUGGGCCCGAAAUGUAUAGGGAUGAAGGUGGUUUGUGCAAACUAAGAAACUCUGUGUAGUGAAGUCAGUUUCUAUAUAUUUUAAUGCUAUUUAUUAUAAUUACGUUGAUUAUUUUAUUAAAAUAAAUUAU
Molecule: messenger RNA, 963 nt
Organism: Cylas formicarius (sweet potato weevil)
Lineage: Eukaryota; Metazoa; Arthropoda; Insecta; Coleoptera; Brentidae
Exons: 2
Coding region: 200-892 (230 amino acids)
Source: RefSeq, a predicted model, not a curated record